UUCACAGUAGUAGGUAUUGCUUUAUUAGUAUUUGAAUACCGGAAACGCUACAGACAACCAAAUCCUUGUUAAAUUUUUGUAAAUAUCUGAAAAUGGAAAAUAGCAGUGUUCCCAGGAACUUUACCAAUCCAAUCGCCAAACUUCUGGACGACUUCCUACAAUCAACGCCACUUGUAAAUGGAGAUAUGUGUCGUAUCAUAGCUACAAUAUUUGUUAUGGUAUUAUGUUUCUACACUAUACUCUUUGUGGCAAGAAUAAUGGUGGCCAUAGCCCUUCCCACCUUCAUAGUGGUGGGGUUCCUUCUCUUCUACCGCUUUGUCACCUUCACCGAAGUGAAAGAAGGUCUCAGGGAGAUGCCGAAAAUCGUAGCUUUGCUAGCAAACUUCACCGGUGACAUAUUAAAUGAAGACCUCCUAAAAUAGAAGCUCUCGAUACACUGCUAAAGUUGUGUAGUUUUACAUGAUUUAAAUUUUGUUAAUCGAUUAAAAUACUUUCGUAUCCAAUUUGAAUAAACAUCAAAAAUCUCUUAACGUAAGAGUCCCACUG
Molecule: messenger RNA, 546 nt
Organism: Drosophila bipectinata
Lineage: Eukaryota; Metazoa; Arthropoda; Insecta; Diptera; Drosophilidae
Source: RefSeq, a predicted model, not a curated record